CCGCUAAACAAAUCCGAGAGUCCCCGGAGGCGGCUGCCGCUGGUCAGUGGGGUCCGCUGGGGUUCGCUGCGAUCAGUAUUUUGUAUUAUGACUUCUCAAGAGAAGAUAGAAGAGCAUCCUUUUGUGGAUAUAUUUAAUGAAGAUGAAGCUGAAAAAGACUUUAUGUUGUCUAAACCUGUUUGCUUUGUUGUAUUUGGGAAACCAGGAGUUGGAAAGUCAACAUUAGCCCAGCUGAUAGCACAAACAUGGAGAUGUAUUCGUGUAGAAGCUUUGACAGUUUUGGAAGAACAGAUUGCCAGUGAAACUGAAUCAGGAGUUAUGUUGCAGUCGAUGCUGGUCAGUGGUCAAAGCAUUCCAGAUGAACUUGUCACAAAGCUAAUGCUGGAGAAGCUUAACUCCCUAGAGGUCUCUCACUUUGGUUAUAUUAUCACAGAAAUACCAUCACUUUCAGAAGAUGCCAUGACUAUUUUGCAGCAAAUAGAAUUACUGAAAAGUUUAGAUUUGAAACCUGAUAUUAUAAUCAAUAUUAAGUGUCGUGAUUUUGAUUUAUGCCGAAGAGUUUCUGGGCAAAGGCAGCACAGUGCCACCGGGCACAUUUACACAAGAGAUCAGUGGGAUCCUGAAGUCAUUGGGAAUCGUAGGAAAAGGAGGCGAGAAGCCCAGAAACAAGGAAAAGGAGAAGAGGAAGGGGAAGAGGAAGAAGAGCAAGAAGAAGAAGAGGCAUUUAUUGCUGAAAUGCAGAUGGUGGCUGAAGUUCUUCAACAUCUAGUUCAGAGGCCUGAGGAUUAUUUGGAAAAUGUUGAAAACGUUGUUAAACUUUAUAAGGACAUAAUUCUUCAUUCUUUAGAAGAAGUAAUGGCUGAACACAAUUCCCAGUAUCUCAUUGAGCUCGAUGGAAAUAAGCCCCCAGAGGAGCUCUUCGUGACGGUUAUGGAUCGACUUAAACAUCUGAACCUAAGAAAAGCAGCUAUUUUAACUAAACUUCAGAGUGCAGAGGAAGAAAUGAAUGAGGCAAUGGAAAAUGAUGAGCUGUUUCGUGCUCUUGCAUCUUGUAAACAUAUUGCACCAAGAUACAGAUGGCAGAGAAGCAGAUGGGGACAGAUGUGUCCCGUGAGUUUAAAAGAAGGUAACAUUCAUCUAGGAUUGCUAGACUUUUCUGUAAGUUUUCUAGGUAAAAUAUACUGUCUGUCAUCAGAAGAAACAUUAAAAAAAUUCCUAUUGAACCCACGUCCCUAUCUUCUUCCACCUAUGCCAACACCACCAUUUAAAGUAUUCAUAUUUGGACCUCAAUCUUCAGGAAAAACAACACUUAGCAAUUUGCUUGCAGAACAUUACAAAGGAAAGGUAGUUGACUAUGCCAAACUUGUUCAACCACGUUUUGAUGAAGCCCUUGAAACAUUAAUAAAAAAUACUAUAGCUGAGGCCACUGAAGCAGCUAUUAAAACUGUGAACGAACGUCUUCUCACAGAGCUAGAAGCUAAAAGACAAGACAAGUCAGCUUUAAGAGAAUUCGAGACAGAAUUUGAAAUGGCGGAGUAUGAAAAAUUCCCAAGGGAUAAAAACUUAGAAGAGGUGCCCUCUUCAUUUGAUGAAGAUGCAUUUACUCUCGAAUCCCAAAGAGAAAACCUUUUAGAGGACAAUGAAGAAGCCAAAACAAAAUCAGUUAUCCAUCAAGCUGCUAAAAUUGGUAAAGAUGAUGAAAAUGAAACCAGUGAAACGUCUAUGAUUAAAAGACGAUCUCAAGACAUUAGUCAAGAGCUAAAGUUGGCUUCAAAAGAAGAAGACUCAAUAGAAGAGGUAACUGCAGAUCAUCCAGAGGUUCUUUCCAUAAUAAAAGAGACUGUGAAAAUGACAAAGGAUAUGAACUUUGAACACCCAUAUGAAAAACAUGCUGAAAUAUUAGAGGAAGUCCUAAAAGAGGUAGUUGAAGGAAACAAGAACAGGUUUUCUGGUGCCCCAAAAUAUGGAGGAUGGAUACUGGACAACUGCCCUGUUAUAAAAGAGCUGUGGGCAGCCUUAGUGGAGAAAGGAAUUACACCAGAUUUAGUAAUCUGCUUAUCAAAUACAGAAAACAAUGGAAAGUAUUUACUUAAUAGGCUCUAUUUGGAGAAUAAACCUGAAAUUGACUCUAAGAUAUUAGAAAGAUUAUUAGAUGAACUACGAGAGAGAAAAACAGAGGAAGAAGCAGCAAGAAAAGCCAAAGAAGAGGAAUUGAGACUAGAAGAAGAAAAUCAAAGACUACUGGAUGAGAAAAGAAAAGUGGAAGAGACUGAACCUGAGGCCGAAGAGGAGAUUGAAGGUGAUGAGACUUAUAUUCCUGAAGGUUCUGAGGCCGUUGAGUUAGCCGAGGAGACUAGGGGGUCCUUACCUGAGGAAUCUGAAGUGUCCUUGGUCCCUGAAACAGAACCUGAAUCAGUAUCUGAGCCUACUGGGGAAACUACAGUUGGAACAGAAAUUCCAAAAGAAUCCAAAGAGGACCUAGAAAGUAAAUUAUCUGAAACAGUCGUACUACCUGAGUUUCCAGAAGAUGCUUAUCCUGAUGUUCCCGAAAUGGAACCAAUUAAAGAGAAGAUUAAAUCUUUCAGCUCUGUCUGGAAAUCUCUGGAAAAAAUAAUCACUGAAUUUUCCACUCAGAUUGUCGACUUGGAGAUUGCUGGCAAAACUCCAGAGCAACUACUUCAAAAAGUAGUUGAGACUAUGGAAAAACCUUUCCAGUAUGCUGGAUGGGAGCUAAGUUUGGAAGAUUUUGAAGAAGAAACAGAAGACUAUCAGGCUGAAAUGGAAGUUGAUGAGGAGCUAGAAGAGGAAGAUGAGGAAGAAGAAGAGAAUGAAGAUAGAGUGAAAGAGAAGAAAAGGCAUUUGGGAGAUACAAAGCACUUUUGUCCAGUGGUUCUCAAAGAAAACUUCAUCCUACAACCAGGCAACAUAGAAGAAGCAGCUAAAUAUCGAGAAAAGAUCUACUACUUUUCAAGUCCUGAGGCUAAAGAAAAAUUUUUGGAGCAUCCUCAGGAGUAUGUGGCUCAUAAAGAACCACUAAAGGCUCCUCCAUUAAGAGUAUGCCUUCUGGGCCCCCAUGGCUCUGGCAAAACUGUCUGUGGAAGACAUUUGGCAGAAAAAUUGGGCAUUUUUCACAUUCAGUUUGAAGAAUUUCUUCAAGAAAAACUAAUGCUCAAAACUGAAAAGAGUAUUGGACCUGAAUUUGAGGAAGAUGCUGAGGAAGAACAACUUGCAAGACAAGAACUUGAAGAGCUUGCAUUUCAGGCCAAUGUCACGAUUGAGAAAGACAAUACAAAGAAGCCGCUUUCAGAAGUAAAAUUUACAGAAGAAGAAGAAGCAAUCAAAUUAAGUCUAAUUGAAAAUGAGCUACUGCCUCCCGAAAUUCUUGAAGCAAUUCUUUCUGAGUGGUGGUUUAAGGAACCAAUACGCUCCACAGGUUUUAUAUUAGAUGGUUUCCCACGAUAUCCUGAAGAAGUCCAGUUUCUGGGGGAACAUGGAUUUUUCCCAGAUGCUGCUGUUUUUAUACAAAUUGAUGAUCAAGAUGUUUCUGAUCGCCUCCUGCCUUUCCUAAUUGAAAAGUGGAAACUGAAACAAAAGAAGAAAUUAGACAGGAAAAAACUUAUUAAAGAAAUGAAGGCAAAAAUCAAGGAUGUUAUGAUUUCUAGAAGAAGGGCUGAACUUAGAGCAGAGAAAGAGAAAAGAAGGAAAGGGGAGGUAUUUACCAUUUCUGAUGUUCUUCACUCAUCCCUGUGUGAUAGGAGCCAGAGGGAUGAGAAGAAUGUGCUCAUCUGAAUUGUUUUCCUGUGUUGUUUCCCCUGCCUGCGUUCAAGAUUUUUUUCUGUAUCUUUGCUUUUCAGUAGUUUCAUUUCUUUAUAUUUAUAUAGUUUUGGGUUCGCUAAGCUUCUUUACUCUGUAAAUUUAUGUCUUUCACUGCACUUCAGAAAACUUUAGACGUAAUUCCCUCAAAUAUUUUUUCUGACCCAUUUGUUCUGUCUUCUCCUUUACUCAUAGAUUAAAUUUUUCACUAUUGUUCCACAUGUCCCUGGAGCUGUUAAUUUUUUCAAUCCUUUUUUUUUUCUCUGUUUUAAGUUGGAUAGUUUCUAUUGAUCUGCCUUCAAAUUCACU
Molecule: messenger RNA, 4122 nt
Organism: Hipposideros armiger (great roundleaf bat)
Lineage: Eukaryota; Metazoa; Chordata; Mammalia; Chiroptera; Hipposideridae
Product: adenylate kinase 9-like
Exons: 30
Coding region: 88-3789 (1233 amino acids)
Biological process (GO): nucleobase-containing compound metabolic process
Molecular function (GO): ATP hydrolysis activity; ATP binding; nucleobase-containing compound kinase activity
Source: RefSeq, a predicted model, not a curated record